This is a messenger RNA of Durio zibethinus, 2491 nucleotides long. Its product is annotated as protein SOSEKI 5-like. The record is from RefSeq and is a predicted model, not a curated record. NCBI's taxonomy places the organism in Eukaryota, Viridiplantae, Streptophyta, Magnoliopsida, Malvales, Malvaceae.
GUUUCCUAGCUGUUGUCUGCCCGCCGCACCCCCAUUUUGAACUCUCCCCCGCUUCUCCAUUUCACACUCUCCCUUCCCUUUCCUAUAAAAUUCCAAAUCAACCCAUUCCUUCUCUCCUCACUUGCUUCCCUCUCCAUCAGGUAAAAUCACUUUCUCUCCUCUUUCUACCCUUUGUAAUGUCUCAUUCUUUCUCUUUGUUGUUUCUGUUGUUGGGGUUUUCAGAUAGAGAGAAAACGAAAGUGCAAUGGCGGUCAGUUCCAGAGGGAGAAUGACAGAGCUUGGAGUUGUUUCAAGGAAGUGGAAAGAUAGAGAAAUAAGCCCGGAAAGAAACAGAGUCUGGAUUGAACCCAAGCCUCACAACGACACCAUUAACAACAACAACAACAAAAAGUCUUUCAAUAUUGAAAGAAAAGUUGCUGUUGUUUACUAUUUGUCUAGAAAUGGUCAGCUUGAUCACCCUCAUUUCAUAGAAGUUCCUCUCUCUUCUAAUGAUGGACUUUAUCUAGAAGAUGUAAUCAACCGCCUAAACCUCCUUCGAGGCAAAGGCAUGGCUAGUCUGUACUCUUGGUCCUCCAAACGGAGUUACAGAAACGGCUACGUUUGGCACGACUUAGCAGAGAACGAUUUUAUUUACCCAUCUCACGGGCAAGAAUACGUUCUCAAAGGAUCGGAGAUUCAGAUUCUCGACCACUCGAUAAACCCUCAAUCCAUGGAAAUAACGUCGUCUUCUUUUCCAUUAACAAAACGGCCGGAGUCUCAAAAGACAGGUAAUGAGCAUGAUUUUCCUUCAGUCAGACGGCGGAGGAAUCAAUCUUGGAGUUCUAUUGAUCUCCAAGAGUACAAAGUUUAUAAGGCUGAGUCAAGCUCCGAGUCAGCUCGGAGACUCGCUGCCGAUGCGUCGACUCAGACUGAAGAUAAAAGGAGGAGAAAAAAACCGGUAGUAAAGCAAGCGGAAAUUGAAGAGUUGCGGAGUCAAAGUCAAAGUCAAGAGUUGGAGAUGAAUCAGACUACGGAGCUGGUUGGGUGGGGGAUUUCGCCUACCAUGUCGGACUCGAGUCCGGAGACUUUGGAAUCCUUGAUUAAAGUUGAUGGACGGCUGAGAUUGCGUAAUGGUGGUGGUAACGAAGAUAGCUUGAAUCGGACGGCUGAGAAUUGCCCCAGUGGGAGAAUGAAGCCGUCGUCUGUUUUAAUGCAGUUGAUAUCGUGCGGUUCGAUCUCAUUUAAGAAUUGUGGUCCCAACUCGGAGAGGAAUCAAGGGUUCUCGUUGAUUGGGCACUACAAAUCGAGGUUGCGACGCGAAGCAGAGAAUCGUCUCCAGCUGGGGAAAGAAGCAGGGAUUGAGAGGGAAAUUGGAAGCUUCUCAAGGGUAAGAUUGGAAGAUAAAGAGUAUUUUAGUGGGAGCUUGAUUGAGACCAAGAAACAAGAGGUUCCUGCAUUGAAGAGAUCUUCUUCUUACAAUGCUGAUAGGAGCUCACAGUUGCAGUUGGCAGAAAAGGAGAAAGAUGGAGUGCAUGCCAAGUGCAUACCAAGGAAGCUAGAAACUCUGUCAAUGAAGAAAGAAGGCAACAUAAUCACAGAUAGCAGCGGUGAAAGUGGAAGCAUUAGUCAAACGGGAAGCAAAAGGCAUGACCGUUAGAUCUUCAUUUUUCAUUGGUGCAUUGGAGCUGAGCUAUGUGAAUUGUAGCAGUUUGUAUUUUUGUUAACAAAACAGGGAGAAGUCAAUGACAAUGGAGAAAGAUUAUAGGGAAACGCACAAUGAGAGGAACAGUAGGGUUAGGAAUCUUGUAAAGCUCUUUUGUUGAAAGGUGUAAAAUUUGUCGAUUUCCGUUUGCAGCUUUCAGCUUAGGUCAACUUUUGAUGCCUUGAUUUUUGUGGGAGUGGUUCAUUUUGUCUUGAUUUCGGUGUAUUGGCACUAACCCCUAGUAGUUUUAGGCCAUUUUGACAAUAACUUGGUUUGACUUUGAAACAUGGGAAAUAGGAUUUCAUCCUAGGUAUUAUCAUCUGCUUUGGUCUUAGGCUCCAUUGUGGGAAAGUUUUGUUUUUCAUGGCUGGCCUGUCACGGACAUUGGAGAUGUGAAACUUAAAGAUGUACACCAAGAACUUCCAACCUUUCCCAUGGCAAAUUUCGACUUCCAUUUGGCAGAUCUUCGCCUUGGAAUGAUCACUGUGCAGAGAGUUGGAAGGAGUAAUAUCUGGUGUUGAACCGAGUCAAGUUUAGCAACUGUCUAUGUGAUCCUUCAAAGCUUGCGGUUUUGAUGCUCGCAAUAUAUACGAAUCCGCUUUCUUAUCAAAUUUUGUCCGAAUGGCUACAUUUGGUUGCAUUUCAGCUUGUUGCAUUUUCAUGUUCAUAAAGACUGAAAACUAUGCAUGAAUGUAAUCUCAUGUUCAUACAGAGCAACAGUCCAUGUAAUUUGUUUGAACAUUACUAAAUUCUUAAUUUUGAAUCCAAAAUUCAAUCCGAGACAAAUGAUAACCUCAAAUACGAUGUACU